CCACCGCACAAUUUGGCAGCGAUUCGUCUUUUUGCUAUCCCAAAACCAGUGUUGUCCUGCAUUACUCGGUAAGAACCACUGCAAAAUGUCUAAGUUAGGGUGUGCAUAAAAAUGUAGCGUGAUCAAAAGCGCCAAAACACUUGCAGAUAAUGUUUUAGUUGUAUAACCUCUAAUUGUCACAGAGCAAAAUGGCUAGCAGUAGAGCACCUUACGAAGAAGUAAAGAAACUGGGAGCAGGAUCGUACGAUGAAGUCUACUUGAUCAAGUACAACAGGAAAGAGUAUGCCGCCAAGGUCCUUCACCGACUUCGGCUUGACCCAGACGACCCGGGAACGGCGACCUACACCGACAGGUUCAAGGCAGAGUGCGAGCGCCUAAAAUCCCUAAGUCACGAUUGCGUCGUAAAGUACAUCCAAACAAUCAUCCGCUCCGACACGAAUUUGCCCGUUCUUAUCAUGGAACUGUGCGGUGAAAGCCUCACAAAGUUCCUCGAGCAUUCCCCCACGAAGCCACUUCCUUAUCACGUAGAGCUCAACAUCAGUAUCGACGUGGCCCGUGCUCUCGAGUAUUUGCACGAGAAUUCCAUCAUCCACCGAGACCUCUCGUCAAACAACGUUUUGAUGGUGGCUGGAAAUAGGGUAAAGGUUUCCGACUUCGGGAUGUCCAAGCUAGAUUCAGUCGACCCCAACCGUUCCCUCACCAUAUGCCCAGGAAACCUCAAUUACAUGUCCCCACAGACAUUCAGUAACCCUCCCAAAUACACGGCAAAGCUGGACAUCUUUUCCUUUGGUGUUCUCUCGGUACAAAUUGUGACGAGGCAGGAACCAAACCCCACGGAUCGACACCAACCAAUCCCUCACCAGAGCCCCGGUGUCUGCAGAGAAGUUCCUGAAGUGAAGCGACGUGCAGCGCAUUUAGAGAUGAUUGCUGAUGAGCACCCUCUGAAACCAGUUAGCCUCAAGUGCCUCACCGAUGAGGAGGAAGGUCGACCGACGGCAGCAAGUUUGGUGCAGACGCUGAAAAGUCUUCGUGGGGAGGAAAAGUACACACAGAGCUACGAGAAGGAGCUGCAUCGUAGUCACGCACAAAAGGAGCGAGAGAGGGAGAAAAGGAUGGAGAAGAGUCAUCGCUCGAGACAUCGCUCCAGGAGUCACCCGAGAGUGCAGUUGUUGCCCAACGAGAUAAAACUGAAGCUGCUAAUGGUGGGCCAGUCAGGAGUGGGGAAGACAUGUGCUCUGAGAGUCUACAACGGAGAAAAAUUUGCCUGUCAGGAGUGCACAGUUGGUGUGGAUUUCUGUACAAAGACUGUCCAACACAACAAUCACUCUAUUACAUUGGACAUAUGGGAUAGUGCUGGACAGGAGAAGUACAAUGCAUUGACAAAGGCAUACUUUCAUGGAGCUCAGGGUGUCCUGGUGAUGUAUGAUGUAACUCAUCAUGAGUCUUACAAAGUAGCUUCUGACUGGAUCAAGGCAACAAACAUGAAUUUAGGAGAUGCAGAGAUGCUGUUGGUAGGAAACAAGACUGAUCUCCAGGACAGGAGACAAGUCAGGGACAUGGACGGCAGGAACCUGGCCCAGGAACACAAUAUUUCUUUCAUUGAAGCCAGUGCUCUUAGAAAUGAAAAUAUUGAAGAGGCUUUUUCUAUGCUUGUCGGCAACAUCAUGACAAAACAGAGCUACGAGAAGGAACUGCAUCGUAGUCACGCACACAAGGAGCGGGAGAGGGAGAAAAGGAUGGAGAAGAGGCAUCGCUCGAGGCAUCGCUCCAGGAGGCACCCGAGAGUGCAGUUGUUGCCCAACGAGAUAAAACUGAAGCUGCUAGUGGUGGGCCAGUCAGGAGUGGGGAAGACAUGUGCUCUGAGAGUCUACAACGGAGAAGAAUUUGCCAGUAUGGAUUUCUGUACAAAGACUGUCCAACACAACAAUCACUCUAUUACAUUGGACAUAUGGGAUAGUGCUGGACAGGAGAAGUACAAUGCAUUGACAAAGGCAUACUUUCGUGGAGCUCAGAAUGUAGGAGAUGCAGAGAUGGUGUUGGUAGGAAACAAGACUGAUCUCCAGGACAGAAGACAGGUCAGGGACAUGGACGGCAGGAACCUGGCCCAGGAACACAAUAUUUCUUUCAUUGAAACCAGUGCUCUCAGAAAUGAAAAUAUUGAAGAGGCUUUUUCUAUGCUUGUCGGCAACAUCAUGACAAAACAGCCACAUACAAUGAGAGCAACCAGUCCCUCUAUAACACUAGAUAUAGACGAAGAUGAGGAUGAAGAAAGGGAAAAGAGAUCCUGCUGCUUAGGACGUAGACAUUAGCAUAACAUCAUGACAAAACAGGUGGUUAGAAAAGACACAAAAUGUAGUUAGCUCGUAUUAUGACAGCAUGCAAAUAAUAUCCCCCAACAACCUUGUGUGAUAUUUGGUGUUGUCACAUAUAAUAUUGUUAUUAGUAAGCGUCUGAAACUAGUACUUGCUAAGCUUUCAGUAUUUCGUAAGGGACAAGGCAUUUAGACACUAUGUUUCACUAUCUCCCAAACACAGCCACAUACAAUGAGAGCAACCAGUCCCUCUAUAACACUAGAUAUAGACGAAGAUGAGGAUGAAGAAAGGGAAAAGAGAUCCUGCUGCUUAGGACGUAGCUAGACAUAGCAUGCCAUUAUUAUCGACUCUCUUUUUAGAUCUUGUCACCCAUUGCAAUUU
Molecule: messenger RNA, 2693 nt
Organism: Geodia barretti
Lineage: Eukaryota; Metazoa; Porifera; Demospongiae; Tetractinellida; Geodiidae
Source: the annotation of a GenBank genome assembly